GAAAUGAGAGAUUUCUGUCAUUAGGCACUGUAGUCGUGGUAAUUGCGGUGGGAGUAUAACUCGAUGAAGAAAAAUCCGUGCUUUCUUUGUCCACAGCAGAGCAGCGCGGAGAGCAAACAAUUAUGGCUAUCGAGCACCUCGUAAUGCUCAGCGGCAGGAACGACGACAGAUCGUUACUACGUGUACCGCAGAACACACUCGUGGCUCUUUUCACGUUCGCCUACUGCGAGAUAGAAGGCCUGCGUGUCGUUCUGGUGCCACGCGACUCCGCCAGCGACGACGGUGGUUGUAACGACGAGCCACUCUUCGAUUUGCCUUACAGCAUUCUUCCAAAACUCAAAUGCAUCGAGUCGAAAGACGAUUCGCCUACGCCCCAAGAACUACUCGACUGCGAACCUCCAGCAGUCUAUCUACCCGACAAGACGACCGCGACUUGUAUCGGCGGACUCGCGGGGGUUCUCCGAUGGGCGCUGGGUCAGUUGGGGAGUCGAACCCGGGACCUCGAGUACAAGGCGCUGCUGGGAUUCCGCGGCGGCUGCCUCGCAGCCUGCUCCGAGUCUUCGCUCUGGACUCGCUUCUGCGAACUGGACGUACAGAGGGCCAUUCCGAAGCUCCGGACGCGCUGCUCCGCUGGUAGCGGGUUGGAAUCCCCGCCUCUGAGGCUUCCCGAGGAGCUUCUCCUCCUGGAGGCCCACAUGCGACAGCCCGUGAAAACGCACAACGUCCAGAGGAAGCAGCAGCAAGUGUUUCGGGCGUCGCGUCGCGAAGGUGGAGACGGCUCGCCCGCAGAGCGUAAGCCGAUUGACGGAAAACUGCCCGAACUGGAACACCGAUUCGUCGAAGGUUUUGACCAGACGUUGGCCGACGUAGUGCUUUUUCCCGUCCUUCAUCUCAUAUUCACCGAACUAGCCGCGGUUACGAGUAAGGGGGCAAUAUCCGAAAGGCUGCCCCUCACUGCCAAGUGGUACCACACGAUGUCUGCUCAGGCGCAAACUCUCCUUGCAUUAGAAGCCCUGGAACUGAAGCGCAUCGAACAGGUCGAGCGAGUUGAGGGCAGCAGCAUGUUCAUAGAAGAGUCUCAGCUCCCGAAGGACAGCCUCUACUCAUCUCAUCCGGAACGCACAAAGCCUCGGAUCCGGCACAAGAACCCGGAGUCCAUCAUUAACACGCUCAGGGAGGCCUGCAUAACGCCAGACUUGAAACCAAACCCCGGGGAAGACUCCCUUCCGCUACCCUGGGAGGAGUUUCCGGAGAAAGUGCAUCCCCUCGGAGGAGGUCUUCCAAAAACCAGGGUCCUGCGCAAGUGUCAGCAGAUCGAGAACCUCGUUGUUUUAGCUCUUCAACACGCCUUCGAUGGCUGCACGAUUGUUGACUUCUGCUCCGGAGGAGGCCAUGUGGGCAUCGUCCUGGCUUACUUGCUACCGGAAUGUCGGGUCAUGAUGAUCGAAAACAAGGAAGAGUCGAUGCUUCGUGCCCGGGAGAGGGUCAAGUCCUUAGGCCUGCGAAAUGUCGUGUUUUAUCAGUGCAACAUGGACUACUACGUGGGUGAUUUUGACCUGGGCAUCUCUCUGCAUGCUUGCGGCGUUGCCACGGACUUGGUUUUGCAGAAGUGCAUCGAACGCAAUGCAGCAUUCGUGUCGUGCCCCUGUUGCUAUGGUGCCAUGAAGGCAACAGACAGAAUCAGCUAUCCUCUAAGUCGUGCCUUUAGAGAUACAGGGAUCUCCAAAGAGGACUACACGCUGCUGUGCCACUACGCCGACCGGACUGAGCGUGACACGCCUACGUGCCAGCAGGGCCAUUAUUGCAUGGCUCUGGUGGACAGAGACCGGGCCAUGGGGGCAGCCGAGAGCGGCUACGAAGUAAUUGUGACGCAGAUGAUACCGCACGAUUGCUCGCCCAAGGGACUCGUGUUGGUCGGCAAACGGACGUCUAAAGUGUGUUGAAGAUUCAGAUUGCCUGUUGCCAAGUGCACAUGGUGAAACUUGAAGUUCACUAAGAAGGACAUGGGCGAAGAAAGUGAAGACAGAGCGAUGCGCUUUGUCCCGUCUUCACUUUCUGUGUCCAUGUCCUCAGUGCACUGCAAGUUUUACCAUGUAUUACCUUCAAUAAGCCCAUUCUUACAUCCUUCCAAGCGCACAUAUUGAUUUAUAUGGAGCUGUCAUCGCAUCCUCUUAGUGCAGAUGGGUUCAGUAAGGAUCAACAGAUUGCGUGGCAUGAGUCCAUUUUGUUAUUUGCUGUUGCCUGCAAAUGCACAGUACUGCAACUGCCUCUAGCAAACACUGUUCAGUCAAGAAAAGUCGGAUGAAUCAGAAGUAGUUGCUUAAUAAACACCAUUUUUGUUACCACAUGUUGAAGGUAAAUGAUAUUUUUAAGAUGAAGUCUCGAUGUUUAAUGUGAGUGGCAAUGACUUGUUAAGUCAUAACUAGAGCUAACAUUCAUGCUAAUUUGCUAGUGGCACAUAGGCAGCGGCACUGCAUAAAAAAAGUGUUAUAUAAUUUGCUGCUGCCUCUUUUUUUAUAUUUUAUACGAGUGAAGGUGUACACUGCUUGGGGUAACUAUGCUGUUGUGUUGUAAAUAUUUGUAUCAAAUGUGAUGGCACAAUAUUUGAUUCAGUAUCCGAAGCACAAACUCAUUGACGGUUGUGCGGAUUAAUUCUUAGAGCUGAAAAACUCAAGCGGCACAGCAGAAUGUGAGAAAUCCAACUAGUGAAUGGCUCCAGUUAAAUUGAGACAUGCUGUAAUUAGUUAAACACGUGCGUGAAUUCAAGUAUAUGCAAGUGUUUCUGUAUUCUGACCACAGUAACCAGGAAUGUAAUCCACAAUUUGUACUCUUGAUUACAACAGGAUGGCACUUACGCUUGCACAAGGCUUUCACUGACACCAACAUCCUAGAUUUGUGAUGAAAAUUCAUAAACAGGGCUUGUGCUAGAGACGACGUUUCAACAAGCUUGUCGAAAUGUCGGCUCUAGCACAACUCCUGUUUAUGAAUUUUCAAUACAAGCUUCCAUCUUCCCCUGACUCCUGCCAUUCCUUUAGAUGUGUGAUGUCAUGUGCAAUCAAUGUAAAUGAAAACAGAGCAUCAGAGAGCUUUCAAAUUUUUAAGAAAUGAGCAGAUUUCUUAACCUAGGGAGCCUCAUUCACAUUAGGAGCAACGGCACAAUUUGAAAUGUCCGUUUUUUUGAAGAAUUAGAACUCAAUCAGUAUGACUUAUUUCAGUUACCACGAUCUUCACAGGCCAGGUGGUAUUCUAUCCAUCUGAUCAUUGAUUUCAUCCAAUGUGAUGGAACAUACUUUGCUGUGUUUUGUUUCAAUGGAGCUUUUUUUACUCUCACAGCCAUAAACAUUAUAAACAGGGGCGAGAGUUGCAAAACAAAAAUAAAAGCACCAUGGUUCCAAGCACGUAAAUAAGUACAAGUUUUUGGCUCAUACAAGUUUUUGUAUCAAAGCUUACGCAUGGUAACAAAAGUCAGGCGUGCAAAGCACAGUCACAAGAAAUGAGAAGUCAACUCUGUGAAGUCCUACUUUGAAUCCCUGCAGAAUUGCUCAGGUUUUUGGGAUUAGAAGUUAACGUCUUGUCAUGUGUGGGAAACAAAAAUGUGUCUGAAAAGGACGUGAGCAUUUAUACCCUUGCAAGCCUGCUGUGAAUAGGAAAUAAAAUGCCUGAUGUUUCCCUUGCGAGAUGUGGUAGCUUAGAAACUAGUGCCUUGCACCGCUCGAGGGCGCAGGUUCAAUUCCCGGCCGCACCGGCUGCAUUUCAGUGGAGGCGAAAUGAAGAACAUCCACUUGUUUAGAUACAGGUGCACAUUAAGGAUCCCCUGGCGAUUAAAAAUAAUGUGGAGUCCACGACUAUGGUGUGCCUUAUAAUCACAUUGUGCUUUUAACAGCAGAGCUGUUUAAGCUCGGAGAAGCCCCAUAAGUCACGAAAAAAAUUAUCAUCAUUAUGAACCAGCACACGCCAUGUUUAUCUUCUGCUUCGCUCCCAGCACACAUGUGCUCUUCUGUCUGGCGUGGGAUGCAAUAAGUCUGAUGGACGAAAGGACGAGUGCAGAGAGAAAGAAAGAGAUAGAAUGAAAGAGAACAAGAUGGGAAGGAAGACAGAAAAAGAUAUAAAGAGAAAGAAAUAGACACAAAAAAGGGGUACAAAAAACAGAGAGCUAGAAAGAAAGAAUCAAAAAAAGAAAUAGAGAGAUAGAAUGAAAGAGAAAAGUAAAGAGGAACAAGGAAGGCUGCCCAGCUCCGCACUUCCUUCAGGCUUGGCUCCACUAGUGCGAAGUUGCUUUAAUUUCUUUUGCACAUGAAACAACAGAAUGUUUUAAAAUGUUUUUAAUGGUUCUGCAAAGCCCACCAAGUAGAUAGUGUUCUCAGGCCUCUUCAGCAGCAAAAGAAACCAACAGUCGUAAACCUAUGAAACAAAAUUUCUCACCCGAAGCCCCUUUGUAAAACUUCUGUAGAAAUAGUGCUAUACAGUUACUGAAUUAAUUAUUAGUGAUAUCAGAACAAAAGUCGUUGAGACAAAGCUCACAUUGGUUUUCUCAUGCGAAGUUGCAGCAAAAACCAGAGUUACUGUGGAUCACAACCAAGCCUGUACAUUGCGCUCAUUCCAAGCUGCUAUGCCAUGCUUUGUUGUAAGGUUAGCAGUGUAAGUUGUUCGUCUUUCAAAAGAGCUCCUAAAAUGGUACUAGUGGGUGGCUGCAUGCCUUUCUUUAGCACAUGCACCGUCAUAAAUAAAAUGGUA
Rhipicephalus sanguineus (brown dog tick) is the source of this 4734-nucleotide messenger RNA. RefSeq names its product glutathione S-transferase C-terminal domain-containing protein homolog. NCBI's taxonomy places the organism in Eukaryota, Metazoa, Arthropoda, Arachnida, Ixodida, Ixodidae. The transcript has a single exon. The coding region runs from base 123 to 1943 and encodes 606 amino acids. The record is from RefSeq and is a predicted model, not a curated record.